This is a messenger RNA of Nylanderia fulva, 533 nucleotides long. RefSeq names its product ribosomal protein L35A (gene RpL35A). Gene Ontology annotation, biological process: translation. Lineage: Eukaryota; Metazoa; Arthropoda; Insecta; Hymenoptera; Formicidae. Gene Ontology annotation, molecular function: structural constituent of ribosome. The record is from RefSeq and is a predicted model, not a curated record. Gene Ontology annotation, cellular component: ribosome.
UAUGUUUCGGAGUGAAGAUAUCUCAUAAUUAAUAAUAAAAAUUAAUUCACAAAAAUGACGAGUAAAGUAAAAACGCCUAAGACGAAGGAAGGUGCCACAGAAAAUGCCAAAGUGGCUCUGAGGAAGAGGCCCUUCAAGAGGCAUGGACGUCUGUACGCGAAAGCCAUCUUCACCGGUUAUAAACGUGGACUGCGCAAUCAACAUGAACAUACAGCGCUGCUUAAAAUUGAAGGAGCCAGUACUAAGCUGGACUCUGAUUUCUACGUAGGGAAACGAUGCGUCUAUGUAUAUAAGGCUAAGAACAAGACGCCGGUACCUGGCAAAACCACAAAGAAAACAAAGAUUAGGGCUAUCUGGGGUAAAGUCACUCGUCCCCAUGGAGCAAGUGGAUCGGUCCGUGCAAAAUUUAAGAGAAAUCUGCCAGCUAAGGCAAUGGGUCAUCGUAUCAGGAUUAUGUUGUAUCCCAGUCGGGUAUGAACAAAUAAUCUUGUAUAAUAUAAGGAAAUAAAUACCAUUUUGGUACAAAAAUAAAA